This is a messenger RNA of Sphenostylis stenocarpa, 543 nucleotides long. The record is from the annotation of a GenBank genome assembly. Lineage: Eukaryota; Viridiplantae; Streptophyta; Magnoliopsida; Fabales; Fabaceae.
AUGACAGGAGAGGCUGGAUGGACUCCUGAUCAGUGGGGUCAUUCAAGAUUCAGAAGUCUAAAUGUUUCUACUGACAAUGCUACUAAUCAAAAACAUUUGUCUGGUUUUAUGCGAUCACUUCUAAAGGCAAGUUUCUUAGAUUCAAUGCACGAUCACGCCGAUGCUUGGCCAUUCAAGGAUCCAGUUGAUGCACGGGAUGUUCCUGAUUAUUAUGACAUCAUCAAAGAUCCAAUGGAUUUGAAGACAAUGUCUAAGAGGGUGGAGUCAGAGCUAUAUUAUGUAACAUUUGAGAUGUUUGUUGCGGAUGUCAGAAGAAUGUUUGCGAAUGCGCGCACCUAUAAUUCUCCAGAAACCAUUUAUUACAAAUGUGCUACAAGGCAUGUUCCAACUCCUGGUUCACCCUUUCCCCUCCCUGUCAUGUUUCUUACAUUUAUGAUUGUGAAUGCAGUUAUUCUAGCCAAUGCUAUCCACCGUAGCUGCAUGGAUUGCGUUAUCACUCUUAGAAAAAUAAUUCUGGUCCCUGAUCCGAAUGGUCUGAUGUAA